Pomacea canaliculata is the source of this 14080-nucleotide messenger RNA. RefSeq names its product ecdysone receptor-like. The coding region runs from base 1824 to 3197 and encodes 457 amino acids. Gene Ontology annotation, biological process: cell differentiation; ecdysone receptor signaling pathway; negative regulation of transcription by RNA polymerase II. The transcript is spliced from 7 exons. The record is from RefSeq and is a predicted model, not a curated record. NCBI's taxonomy places the organism in Eukaryota, Metazoa, Mollusca, Gastropoda, Architaenioglossa, Ampullariidae. Gene Ontology annotation, molecular function: zinc ion binding; ecdysone binding; RNA polymerase II cis-regulatory region sequence-specific DNA binding. Gene Ontology annotation, cellular component: nucleus.
GAGAUUUUUGAAAUUAUUAUGAUAGUUUUAUUAUUUUUUCUCUGCAUUGUGUAGGAGCUCUGCUAUCGUGCCACCAGGAGUGGACUCCUUUUCUCGUCCUCGGCACAAAUAGUUUUCUUCUAUUGUGUUCCCAUCGUCCCUCCCCGUACAAGUCGAGUUGCAUACAAGGCUAGUGACCGAGGACUGCCCGAUGGAUAGGCCUCAUCACUUGCACUUUGACGGACAAUCGUUUCAACGUGGCAACCGAGAGCGAGGUGGGGUAGGGGAGGAAAGAAGCAAGAGUAGCCACAAGAGCAUGUUUUGUUUUUUUGUUUUUUUCUCGCUGGUGUAAUUGUCUCUUCUUCCAGGGAAUGAUGUCCUUAAGAAAAGCCUAGCUGUUAGUUGAUGCCAUUAAAUUUUACGCAUGCCUAACAGCCUUCACAUCUGUUACAGAUUUUUUUCCCUGCUAAGCUUGGUACCAUCCCAUCGCGUUGAACUUUUUUUUUUUUUGUAUAGUUCAGUCCUCUUUCCUUCCUUCAGCGGUUGCGCUGUGUUCACGUUUGGCCCGACCUUGCCCUCUGAGGUCGUGGCAAAGGUCAGCGUGAGGUCAGUAAGACGCGUACAGUAAAGACUAGUAUGGCAAGCGGUUUUUGUGAUGAAGUGGGGUGCGGAGAAAGGAGGGGGGUGACUCACCUGCUGUUUAGGUUCGUCUGACUUUUCGGAUAAAACCACAGCGCUGACCGCCGAGAAACCCUCCCGUCUCCAUUCCGACUAACCCACUCAGCCAAGUUGCCCCCCACCCAUUUCUUCCCUUUCUCUAUUAAAAGCCCAUGUGUAAGAGCUGGUCGCAGCCGCGAGAGGUCGCAUCCAAUAUUCCGUCUGCAGUGUGUCGACUGCACAGCGAGCCAAAGACUAAACGACCUUGACACUGUUGUCUCGAAGAGGACACGGAUUCAGAGAAGAAGAAAAACUAGCAGAUCAGGAAGACGGGCCUGUCGGUGCUUUAUUUUCUUAUUAUUGUUUGCGGCAAAAACGUGGCUCUCGUUUUUCCUUCCGUCGACUACUGGCCUCGAUCCAUCGCAACAUUACGAACCCUGACAACAAGCGGAGGGGAAAACAAAUCAUAUGGUGGCGGGGGUGAAGCAGGAGGAAGAAGAAGGGACGUUGUGCCAAAAAUAGAGGGGGGUUGAUGGGCGAGAUGAGAGGGAGGCUGCGUCCUGGCAAGAGGAAUGUUUCAUGGCGGUCUUUGUGCGGUGUGGAGAUGGGGCAGUUCUGAGAGUACGCCCCUGUUGUACGCCAGCCUGCCCCCCCGCCCGAGCAGCACCGGAAGCUCUGCUGCUCGUCAGCUGCUGAUGCGUUACCGGGGGAUCGGGGACGGCAGUAGAUGUUAAAACAGCUUCUGCCACCCGUGUUUGAGUGAUCAUGUGUCUUAGCACAGCUGCUAACGGACAUUUUGUCGCCGAGACUUUGCUGUUCGUGUGUGGUGGUUCAAGGCGUGGUCUUUGCUUUCGUCCACUCGACUGAGAGGAAGAGAGCGCGUGGCGACGACAGUGUAAGGUCGGCCGGCUUGCAGAGUUCCGUCAGGCUACCUAAGGUCUAGGAGCCUUCAGAGUCUGGAAAGAAAACAAGAGAUAACCUUUCACCUUCACCUUCGUUAGACGUGCUAAUGUCUGGAGGUGGAGCAUGGUCGGUGGAGACAGUCCAUGCUGUGUUUGUGGCUUGGCUCGUGAAUGUAUGUGUGGGAAUCGUCAGGAUGUAGAGCUCAUCCAUGUCUUCCCUGACUUUGGAUAUGUCGCUGACCACGUCCUUCCGAGUGUGAGCGAAGUGAGUAGCAAAUAGCUUUUAUGUUUUUAUCCGAUAGUGACAUGCCCCCAUAUCCAGAUGCCCCGUAUCACCCGCAGACGUCACAAGCAGAGCGAAUGAGCCUGUCGAACCCUAUCGGUCCUUACCACUUGGACUUACACGGCGGAAGUGGGAGCGGGGACGACUCUGGCACCGAGACUUCCACAGAGGGCAAGCGCAAGAAGGGGGCAGGGGUCGCGGGCAAAAGUAUCGAAGAGGAGCUGUGCCGGAUCUGCGGCGAUCGUGCUUCUGGGUAUCAUUACAACGCUCUCAGCUGCGAGGGCUGCAAAGGCUUUUUUCGCCGUAGCAUCACAAAGACAGCGGCCUACGCGUGCAAGUAUGGCGGCAACUGCGAGAUGGACAUGUGGAUGCGGCGCAAGUGUCAGGCGUGUCGGCUGCGGAGAUGCCGGGAAGUGGGCAUGAAGGAGGAAUGUCUCCUGUCUGAGGACCAGUGCAAAGCGCGCGACGCUCGUCGCAAGUCCAAGCAGAAGCCCGUUAUUAAGAAGGAGGCGCCGAGUCCGGACAGCCACGAACAUGGUGUGGAGGCCAUCGACUUACGACCGGAGCCAGUUGCCCUCCGCCGCAGCAGCAGCAUUAGCUUUAGUCAAGGCGACAGCAGCAGCGACACCAACCCCCUGAUGAAGAUGCCGCUACACCACCAGGAGACUGUCAAGAACCUGCUUCUGCUGCAGGAGAAGUAUGAGUUUCCUGAAGAAGACGCCGUCAAGAGAGCAACGGAGAACUUUGAUGCCGACAAAAACAAGGAGAUGAUGGCGGACACUUUUCUAGAUACCAUGGCACAGAUGACUGUGCUAAUCACACACCUAAUUGUGGAAUUUGCCAAAUGUCUACCGAACUUCACAAGUCUCGAUAAGGAGGACCAGAUAAUUUUGCUUAAGGCUGCUUCGAGCGAGGUGAUGGCGAUCCGGGCAGCCAGGUGUUAUGACGCGGCAAGCCGGUCGAUCGUGUUCGCCAAUGGGCAGCCAUGCACGCUGGAGAACAUGCUGGCCACGGGGUUGGGCAAAUACGCCGAGCUGAUCUACGAGUUCUGCCACAACAUGGCCGUCAUGCAAACGGACAACACCGAGUACGUUCUGCUCACCGUCAUCUCCAUCUUCUCAGAGCGGCCCGGUCUGAAGGACAAGAUGCGUGUGGAGCAAAUCCAGGCUCACUACGUUGAGGCUCUACAGUACUACGAGGCAGCUAAGCGGCCGCGUGGCUGCAACGCUCUGGCCAAGUUCCUGACACGCCUGUCGGACCUGCGUAGCAUCUCGGUUGAGCAUUCCUCCCUGCUGCUGGACAUCGAGUCCACCGACGCGGGCCUGCUGCCCAGCCUCAUGAAAGAAGUGUACAUCCUCCCUCCCGAAGGCAGCUAAGAAUGCCCUGUGCUGAACCAGAACGAAACGAGACAAAUGAAAAAGUACCCUGCCUUCCCGCCUUGUGUGGUCACUGCUGUUUUCUGCUACCCUUCACCUCCCCUCUUCCACGUGGCUGAAGCAGGGGACGGGAGAUGGUAGGGGAUAUAUAGCUGCCUUUGUUGAGUGUCGAUCGUUCCCCUGCUGCGGAGAAACUGAAAAACCAUGUGUCCGCUGAUUUGCUCAGAGAUGAUUGAUAGACUUCUUGCAACCAGCUUACAUCAUUUAAAGGCUAGUUUUAUUUUCGUUGCUGUCUUCUGGGGCGGGGAAGGGGGCGAUCCAUAAUUCGGGUAAGCAGGAAUGGCAGCUCAGCGUCUUCAAGGGAUGACAGAAUGCUGCGUUUGCUGCUGCUUGUGACAAAAAUGGCAAUGGAAAUUUAUACUGAUCUGUGUUAAAACGUCUACUCUUUAACACUUUUUUUAUCCUUGCAUCUCGCUCAUUUUACAAAACGUCUGACGUUUUUUCCUGGAACUGCAAAGAGUGAAUAUUUCGUUGCAUUGGCAAGCAGGCCAGGGCUUGGCAGCUAUUAACGCGAAUCUUCGGCCUGUCCGUCAGUUGUGCGCAAUUGGGUCCUAGCUGCCUAUUGGACUCCGGACAAGAGAAUGCCUUCUGUGAUGGAACACUUGUCGGGUUGGGCUUCGGUACAUGUGUCUUUUCUUGGUGUGUUUUAUUCUCUUAUAAGUAAUAAAUUGCUACUAGUGUCCAGCACAUUGUUGGAGAUUCUUGAAGUGAUCACGUCAUUCGUUGGGAAGGCCCUCACGCUUGCCUGAAGCCUCAAGAGCAGCUGGCUUACGGUCUGGCUUUCAUAUGAGCGGUCUUCGGCAAGAGACGCGAUUUCAGCCACGAAAGAACUUCCUUGUGGACAAAAAAAUAAAAGGUGGAAGAGGGGGAUGUUCUCAAGAUUUUCCAAAAGGCUUACGGUUUGUGUACCUGGGUGCCCUUCCCCGCUGUACCUGCUUGCCUUUCUCUCCUCCUUCCCACCUUCUUUCUUUGCCUCCUGCGCCCUUCUUGUUCCGCCAUUUAACGGCCACGUACUCUGGUGUCGAUGGGAGAAGGGGGGUUAGAGUGAGCUCGGACUGACAGGCCGAUUUCGCGGUCAUUCUGACAUGCAACAGAACCAGAAUGAGAGACGGAAGUAGAGGAAAGCUAUACCUGCUGUCAACUGUCGUCAUGAAGGAUCGCUCUAAGCAUGUGUUUAAUCCCUGCGCACGCGGCCCAUCACACCUCUGACCUUUGAGCUGUGCCAAAAGGGCUUGCACGCCCCACACCUUUGUGCCAGUGUAUGAAGUGUCCCAUGAAUUCUGGCUUUGUGCCAGCUGUAGCCAGUACUAGAUUAUCGGUGUGUGUGUGUGUGAGAUCAGCUCGCUCGUCGCGCAUCAGUUAUGAAAGAUCAUGUCAGCAGAGCGCCAGCUGUAGCCAGUUCUAAAUUAUCUUCAUGAGUGCUUGUGAUCAGCUCGCUCGUCACGUGUCAGUUAUGGACCAUCACGUCAGAAGGGCAGGACGUUUCAUUCGCUCGAGUCGCCUCCCUCAUUGUUUGUCUCCAGGCGACCGUACAUUCCUGGGCGCGGUGACGUGGACUGUAAAUUUGGAGUGGUGGGGCAUGUUGACGCCAUUCUACCCCCUAUUUGCUAUCACCCCUCAUUUUGAGUUUUAUGUUCCCAUUUUUGUUUUUUAAUUUGAGAGAGAGAAUUGGAUCCGGAGAUCUAUUUCUGACGGAGAAAGGCCUUGUUAUCAGCAGCUCUACUUGCAGUGGUGUGAAUAACUGUGAAGAGGACAAGAGAGAACGACGGGGAUUUUAUGUAUCGGGGGCGAAGGGGUAGGGAGCCAGGCGAGAGCACCGCGGGGAUUCCGGGUGGGGGGAAGAGUUGCGAAAUAAUGCAACGUUUUAUGCAAGGGCAAGGUUCUUGUGGUGGAGGCGAAUGUGGGGGUAGCGAGGAAGGAGGAGGGCGUAGGACAUGUCUCCCAACUGAGCAAGGAGCCACGCGCCUCCCUUGCGUGCCUGGACUGGUUUCGUUUUGUGCUUUAUGUACAGAUUGUACAGAUUCACCAGCGGCUAACCGUGAUGCGUAUGCAGUGACACGUGUUUCUUGCAUCAGCGCGAGUUGUUAGGUGAGUGGCAUCCAUCUUCUGGUUGGCUGGCCUUUGAAAACUUGUAUUCGUUUGCUAUUAAAGCAAACACAACAAAAAAUAAUGAAAACCUGUUACGCCUCAGGUCUUGAUCGUCCUUUGAACUGCUUGAAGCUCAACGUCGCUACAUAUUUUCUCCCUAUAACAGCGUCAUCGUACUGUAUUAUAUGUGAAUGCUUGUAGCCGUUAACUGUACAUAACGGCUGAUGGCAAAAAGCAGAAAUGCGCAAGGCCAUAGUCCUUGUGAAAUCUGCUUUUGUUCUUUCUAGCUCACGCCACAGCUGGCUUCCUCAAGCCAAAUAAAGAUGUUUAUGUCAUGCAGGCAUGUGUGUGUGUGAAAGUCAUGGCCAUUCAGCAUAAUAAGAUUUUAAAGGUUUUAGCUUGUUACUUCUGCAGGCAGGACAGAUUGGAGUACAGCGCUCGUAGUGCAUUACCAGACUAUUCUCACAGGAUCUGUCCAGGAAGAGUAGGCUUAGGGUGUAAAUAUGAAUCGUAUGUCACAUAAAGUCUGUAGCACGCUUUUGUGUCGUUCUACUUACCUCUCAUCCCACCCCAAUAUUUGUUUCGUAAAUAAAAAGAAAUGUUAGUUUUUCUGCUAAAUGAAUAGUGUGGGUAGUAAUAGGGAAUGUUGUCCACAAAACCUUAUCUUCUCAGACGACUUGAUUGCUGAUGCGUAGUUUGAUGUCAGUUUUUGCAACAGUACUUUAAGCCAUUAGGUUCAUGGGUGGGUGAAUAUUUAGUGGGGAUGUGCUGGGGUUCUGUGUCGUUUUAGCUGUACUUAAACAGAUUUUGCCAUAAUAACGAGGGGCUUUGGAAAUAUUUGGAUGUUUAACAGGUAGAAGUUGAAUAAAGCAUUCGUAAAAACAUAAGUAGUUUUAGCUUACUUCUAUGCCUGAGUCAUACAGCCAGCGCCUAGCAACAUGCCAUGCGGCUAACCCCUCUGUUUCGCGAAAUGCAGAGGGGGAACAGAUUCGCUUUAUUAGUGUUUCGCAGCCCAGACGAAACCCCAUCAUCACGGAACGAUGUCAACAUGCAUAAUUGUUUCAGACUGAGAGAUAGGUCGAAUGUUGCUAAUUGUCUCAUGUCCCACCAGACCUGAUCUAUUUAUUUAACCUCAUCAGAUUACCGACAAACUCUCUCCUGCUCCAGUUAGCUAGCAGUUACUGAUGUCCAAGUAAAUGACAAUGCCACGCCGGGUGGCAGGUGUAGUGGGGGGGGGGAGGAAUAUACGAGAUGUUGAUGUUCGUGGUAAACGUGUACAACAAAGUAUAUCUCAGGAUUCUGAUUGUUAAUUCUUUUGGAUAACCGUCUCUGCCAUUUUUUCUAGCUGGUUAAAAGACUCGUUGCCUUUGUCGCGGAUCUUCCUGAAGUUUCCGGAGGCGAGUCUGCCUGGUGUCACGAGGCUCUUGCACGCCAUUGGUCCCGAAUCGUCUGCUCGUCGUUAAUGAUUUUGUUUUUUAAUUUUCUGGCAACAUGAGGCUGUCGUCCGGUGACGUCACAUUAUUAAAGUCUCAGGAGAACGCUUGCGAACAUUUAUAUAUAUCAUAUAUACGUGUUAAGAGCUAACAUUUGCUUUGCAAAGACUUAGCACAAGCCUUGUUCUGUGAAUGAGUUUUGCGGGCAAAAAUUUGAGGAAGCUUGGUCUUUAGGCGUUUAAAUGCAAUGAAUAUACAUAUACAUGGGUAUGUAAAUAUAUCAUGUGUAGUUCUUGAGUGAAAUUCUUGGCGAGGUUGUAAUAAUGGCAAAUUAACCGGAGGCCUUAAGCAAGGUGUGUGCCCAUGGCUGGCACAAUAGACCCUGAGGCUGCUGUUACGUAAGGGGCGUCGAAAGAGGAAUUCAUCCCAUACAGGGUCCAACAACUUUAGACCAGUCUGUGUUAGUAAUCACUUCUUUAGACGCUUUAUUUCCCAAGACAACGCUACUUCACUGGUUGUACAUUAUAUGCUUGAUUUAGCGGCUUAGAACUUCUGAAAAAAAAUUAUUUACAAAGAACUUUUUUUCUGUUUUAUUCGUUAUUUAAUAUUUAGCUUUUACUGCAUUUUUUAUUUGCCAUUUAUAUUUUUGUCCAUUUGAUUUAUUUUUACACUGGGUUUCUGUAUGGGGUGAGUUUCGUGUUAGCGUCCCAUCGUUAACCUACCUCCAAGUUGUCGGGUGGCGGCCUAUAGUCAAAAGUGCCCUUACCCUACAGACUUAGAGCAUGCCAAAUGUGGGACCAGGUCCCUGCCGUUCAGAUUCCGUAGAAUGCAAACUGAGAAAACACAGGCAGAAUCCAAGUGUAAGUUAGCUUGCCGUGCAACUGUACUCUUGUAUAGUAAUGUUUUAAAGUAGUAGAGAAGUCGGUAUGGAACAGGUGUGAAACUUCUGAGCGUUGUUGCUUUCCCUGUCUUCAGUUCUGUGUAAAUCUUUAUUGUAUCUAUCUUUUACCGUUUUUAUUUAUAAAUAUGAACAAAGGGUUAGCGUUGAUCAUUCCAUGUUAUAUGUGUGUGUGGGAAGUUGGAGUGCUGUGGCAUCUUCAUCUUUCGUAUUACCUCAGAAUGUGCGUUGAAACUAGAAGAUGGUAUCAGAUCACGGAAGCAGUGCUAAUAUUCUGGCGACAUCUUUCUGUAUGACAUGGACAUUUAACAUUUAUUUGGACUUCCUUCAUGCAGCCAGCUUUCCAAUUUAUUAGGAUUGUGACGAAGUUUUUGGGAAGAAAGUUUCUUAAUGUAUUAAGCCCCCCACACCUCUCUCUCUCUCUUUGUUACUUAGGAAGUUAGGACAGGGGUUUGUGUCGAAAAAAUAGCUAUGAGAAGUAUCAUUUCCCUUUAGUGUAGGAAAAAUAAAGACACCGACAUGCUUUUUAGAAAACCAGACAGUUCAAAUACAAAUUUCAACUUGUUUGUUUCGAUUUACACCAUCCCUAGUCGCUUCUUUGGAUAGUCUUGUGUAAAUUUGUCCGUUGUUCCCGUCGUUUUAUUAUUGCUAUAAAUUGCUAUUGAAAAAAUAGAAAAUUACAGAAAUUUAACCGGACUGGACUCCACAAUAGCUGUUGUUCAGUUCUUACUCCCCUCCGGGGUAAAGAAAAAAAUAGAGGAGCACAUGCAUGCAUACAUGUAUAUAUCACAAUAAUAUCCGUUGACAAUAAUAAUGGUGGUGGGCGUGAAUAGAAACAACCUGUGUGAGAGCUGUCUGCGGUAAACGGAAUAUUUCAGCCUGUAAGAGAUGAAGAGCGUUGCAGGAGAUCUUCAGUAACAUCAGUGAGAAAACAAAUUCAUUUUGAACAAACGCGGGACGUAAAUAUGCAUUUGUUGCUCACCAGAAAAUUGGUUUUUCCAUUGACUGUCGUCUUGCAGCAACAUUUCUAUUCUUGUUUUUCUGCUGUAGCUGAUGCAGCACUUUUAGGUCCUGGCUUGUUUUUUUUUUUUUCGGGCGGGGACUGUAGACCGCGGGCUCGUGGUCAUUAAUUACAUGGUUAUGAAGCUUGACGCAUGCGAGUCCCUCCCGCUCCCUCCCAUCGUUGUGUUCAGACAGCCUCACGAGGUGGAGGUGUGCCGAAACGAGCCUCUCCCUCACGCGUGAUUAACUUAAAUAAAUUGAUAAAAGUUUAGAUAGACAAGUAAUUAGAAAAGUUUAAUUGCAGAAAAGCCAAUGUUAAACCUCAUCUUCCAGUGUUACCAAUUCUUUCUAAUGGUUAGCGGACCCGAUAACGUUACUCAGCUCGCGGUUCGGUUCACUCAAGCGAUUCGGCUGAUCAGACCACGCUGAUCGAAUUUUAGGAUCAAUACUCGCAAGGUUUUGACAAGAUGUCGAUCUGUGUCUAUUAGGCGAGAGUUUUUUGUUUGUACAGGGUCAUGACCACACCACAAACGGACGUGCAGUUGCCCAGUUAGUUCUUGCGAACUUCUUCCUAGAAAGCUGUCGCCCCUAGUUCAAUCACUCUCCUUGCUGUUAGCUGCUGAACAGUGACAUGUGACGGUCCACUGUCGCCUCUUGUUAUUGUCGUCGUCCAUUUUCUCGCCAAAGCUUGCCCCAAGACCUGCGAACGUUGCGAACAAGUGAAACCGCGAAUUCUGCUUACAGCAAAGCUUUGAUGCAAGCUAGGAGAUUUUUGUUUAACAGACCUCCAGUGUGUUCGCAAACAACAAAGUCACAACAGUUUGGGUGACUGUUUGCAUGAGGUCAGGGUUCACGGAUUUAUUUUGCUCGCAUGCGUGUCGCCGUUGUUAUAUUGACGAAACUACCUCUAACGAGAAAGAUAUAAAAAAAAACAUCAAAGCAAGGAACCUAUUUUGUCGGGAAGGAUUUGAAAUAAUUUGCCGUUAAACAGCUUGCAGACAAAACGUUGCUUGCCAGCUGAACGAUCGGGUAUUUGUUACCUCCCUUUUGCUUGGCUUCCUAGCGAGCAACUGGCUGUAGCUGCUUGUAGUUAUCGACCCCUUGCAGUAGUUGUCAUACUUUCUUCAUGCACUCUUUCCAGUUCAACUUAAUCUGCACCGUACUCUCGAAACGUUCUUUUGUUUAGCUCUUAGUUGCUCUUGCUUGAGUGAGGCUUUGACUUGACAGAAAAGUUGGAGAUGGUUUAAAAUAGUUCACGAGCAUCGUGUCCUUGUGUCUGUAAGUCUUUCACCUUCAAGUGUUUGUUUUACAGGUGGAUUUUCUUUUCGAUGCGUUAUUUGCGAUGGCCAGACGAUUUUUUUCCUGUGGUAAUGAUGAUGACAAAGAAAAAGGAUGAUACGAUAAGCGUGGUGGUAACGUUGGCAAGAGUUGCUACCCCUUAUAUUCCUGUGGCCUUAAUAGAUUGUGUGUAUGUUUUCUUUUUCACGAGGGGGAAGAGCUUGGUGAGAUAAGGCUGAAGCGGUCAGCGCAUAGUUAUUUUUAUAAAAAGCAAAAUAGGUAAAAAAAAUCUUUCUUCUUAAAAAAAAAAAUGAUUAACCGAAUGAAUAACAUGGAUUUUUCCCGAUUAUCUUGACCUUAUUUCUGGUUGGUUGGUUUUUUUUUCUCCCCUGAAAUAACUUUAUGUCUGUUUCUUUUUCCGACAAUCGUUUAGCAGUCAGUGGACUUUUCAAAAAAUCUUGUCAGAAAAAAUUAAUUUCUUUUACCAUUUACUCAAGCUGAAAAGCUUUCUGAUUGGGGAGAUUGUGGCAGUAACAAUGUUUGUGGCCUCCCGAUUACUGACUAGUAACAGUUUAUUUUUCAUUUCGCUUCAGACUGUUCUAAAUUUCUUAGAGACUUUAUUUUUUAGCUCUUAUUAUAGGGGUUGGGGGGCUUGAGGUGGUUGUGAGCUACUUAUAAAGACAUUGAGUAUUUUUCUGAUGGACCUGCAGUGCCUGAACACGUUAAACAUGAAUAGUUCGUAUGAGAGUUGUGUUUUAUUUCCAAAAUUUUGUAAAUGCGCGAGUGCGUGUGUGUAGGAGAUCUUUCGCCUCAUCAUUUCCAGCUCUUUUCCUUUCCACUUGCCUCGAGAUACCAAGAAGGAUUUUGUUUGUUUUAAAGUUGGAGCAUGUUCGUAUGUCGUCGAAAUUUUCAUUCAUUUUGCGAGAUACAUGAUUUUGUCUUUUUUCACUAUAGCACGCCAUGACAUUUUAUACUUCUACCCGUGUUGUCAGAGUUCUGUGUGACUGAGAAGUCACAGGAAGAAAUUCUCUAAGAAGUGUUUGAGGGAGGGCAUGGGCAUGGUUGACGCCUACAAAAUGUAAUAGUUGUUAACAACAGAAUGGAAUAUUGUUCUUCCACAAACCGCUAAUGAAUGUGGUAAUCACAUUUCACUUUCUAAGCAGCUUUCUCUUAAUGCAAAAUUCCUGACAAAUGUUAGAUUAGGGACUGGGGCUAUACUAAAGGCUUUUACAUAAGGGAUGUGUACCAAUCGUGCCUAAUUCAGAGAGUAUUGCAGUCAGUUGCCUUCUUUAAUUUAUUUCAGUUAUUCCUGCAUAGUGUUUUCAUUUGUUAUCACCGGUUGUUAUCUUUUUAUUUGACGACUUGUUAUUGAUUGCGUUUUCGCAGUUUCAAAAUUUCAUUUAUAUUCUUUGCGUUUAGAUUGGUUGCUGUUGGUUUUGUUUUAGGGGGUGGUUGUUUUUUAAAGUUUGCAUGGCCAUAGUACACCAUUUUAAUUUUAAACUUUCAGCUAUGUCUCUUCUCAUGUGACCUUGUGAUCUGAAGUUAUCUAAUUAGUUCUCGGCUCUCUCUUGUGUCUUGUUUUUUCCCAUUCUUCUUUCUUAUGUGUUGGUAUAAAUAACAUUGCUUACCAUGGACAUUGUAGGUGAAAUUCUUCGCAUCCUGAUCUUAUGCUUAUACUUAUGUCUUUAAACAUGUCACAGUGGGCAUUUUCAUGGUAGGCUUUGCCAAUAAAUUUAUUUAAGCAUGUUCUAUUUCAAUUGUUUGUAACCACUUCUCGAAGAUUCAAUGUUUUAAUUAUUCAAGUGAAACCUUAGAGCUACACGUAAUUAUUUCACAAUCUGUCGACACUUUUUCUUCUUUAGCUACCAAAAGGUCCAUUAACUGUAUCCGAUAUCCUUUUACACAACCAAACAAAUUCAAAGCCACUUCUCGUAUUCACUGUAGUAUGGGAUUUUUUUAAAGCAGAUGUGCAUUUACUGUCCUUCGUGCAACGUUCACAAUCGGUCUUCUAUUCCAGACGCGCUCAUUGUAUUUAAUUUGUCUGAGUGUUCCUAUUUUUUAGAGAAAUGUUUCUUAUGAGCUUCCUUGUAAUUGUAUGCAGAGUAAAGCUUUUUUGUAAAUUAAUUUAUAACAGUAUAGCAGGUUUCAGAAGGAUGAACUAAUAUCCGGUGCAAGUAACUGCAUUAACGACGCUUUAGUUAUUAAUUUAUGAUUUGAGUUUGGACAGAUUUUAUUUUUAGCUUUAUUACUCUGUUAUAUAAUUUUGUUCAAUAAACAAAAUCGUGGUACAGGGAAGAGCGUAGGAGUUAAUCUGGCUCACGUUGUCGUUGAAGAAGAUUAAGAAAAGGAGAAAACGACGAGAGGAGAUAACUUGUAAAUGAGGAAAAGGCAUUUCUGACAACGCUCAUUCCUUUGCAUUUCUUUCAGUCCUUUCUAGCGAUUGUUCUAUAACAUGUCUUUACAUAAACAAAUCUACUGAAGGGAGGCUGGUGGGUCCACAGUUUUUUUUUUUAACAUAGCACACUUACUCUCGCUCUCCCUCGAAGGUCGGUUUGUAAAGUCCAGAUGGUCUUCACGCUCGGCGAAGCCCAAAAGAUAACAGCGCAUGCGCAAACGGACCUUUCUGUUACCUCUCGCCAACGUUGGGUCGUCCUGUCCGUAUGUAGAUCCGUGACCUGGGCGAAUUUUGUGGCGCCACUGGGCAAAAGAUGAAGAGAAGUAACAGUCUGUUUAGCUGUUCCGUGUGUGUGUGUGUGUGAAUUCCACUCAGCCUUAAAUUCUCGUGACAGUCGACCAUUCCGCUUGUUAUGCCGGCUCUAACGUCUGGCUCGUUAAGCGCGUCCUGUACGAGCUUUAAAACCAGCGCCAUCUGAUUACAUCCCGCUGGUUUCUGAUGGCGAAGAUUUAGUUUUAUUGUUAUUUCGUUUUUUACUGCUCGUCGACGCGGUGGUCCUAACAUUUAAAGGAAGGAAACACAAAAUGAUAGAAAGAUAACCUUUGCGUCUAGUGUUGAUUGUUCGAAACGCCUGUAUUGCUCUCUCCUUCCUCUGUGCCGGAAUGAGGCGAUGGAGGUGGGACUAGUGAUAGUGUUGUGAUGUAAAGGUUUCUUUCAGUAGCUGUCACAAAGUGUCAUUAGUGGGAAGACAAGGUAGUUGUCGGUGAAGCUUUUACUUCCUAGUAAACAAGCAGGUGCCACGAAAGAGGAACGAUGUCUUGGCGGCAGGCAGUUAGUUCCUUUCUUUCUUUUGCUAUGCGUUAUCUCGUAACUGCGUUUCAUAUUCAGACAUAAAGAGAACUCUGUACAUGCCUUGUGUGUAAAUGGUGUGUGUAGCAGAAAGGUCGGCCGGGCCUAGACGAUGCGACUCGUAGAGGCAGAUGAGACUAUUAUUUAGUUUUCAUGGAAUUUCCUCCUUUACCAACAUCCUCCCACCUCCAUGUACAGAGCAUGAUGUAGACAGUGGCGUUUGGGGGCAUGUAGUAGACACCGACAUUUUAGGACACGAUAUAGACAUUGGUGUUAUUGUUGCCCGAGGUGGUUUGAAGCAACGGGCAACGAAGUACCCAGGGCACGUGCGGCAUGGCCAUCAGGGUAGCUGUGGAUUUAAGCAAAGUUCUUACUUUUUACACGUUAAACCCUACUUUUAUUUUGCCUUCGCCGGCGACUAGAAGUAUCGAAUUUUUUUUUAAUCAAAUGGUGUUUGAUAUACUAAUGGUAAGGUUCAUUGUAAUGGCUCACAUUAUAGCUAUUUCCCCAAACACAUUUCAUUUGUUUAAGUGGGACGGGACAAGACUGAUGCUCUUACAAGAAAAGAUGUGUGCACCAUAUGGGGUAGGGUUUUGGAGUAGUAGAAACCUUGGUAAACAGAAUGGUUGUGUUGUGUUGGAGUAUGUGCUCUAUGUUUCCCCACGUCGUCGCAGGGACGUUGCUGUAUUUCAUUCUGACGUUGUACUUCUGUUAAUACCAGCUUCAACCUGUGUGUCUCGGCUGCCCGCGGGGACUGAGAGUUGCGUGCUUCAUGUGAACUUGUACAAACAAUAUUAUGGUUUGACUGUUAUCAUGCUGCCUCAUAUCAUUGCCUACGGACUCUGGCUUUGAGUAUGGAAAUAAAGGAAUGAUUUAAAGC